Molecule: messenger RNA, 789 nt
Organism: Lodderomyces beijingensis
Lineage: Eukaryota; Fungi; Ascomycota; Pichiomycetes; Serinales; Debaryomycetaceae
Source: the annotation of a GenBank genome assembly
AUGGGAAGAGGACCAAAGAAGCAUUUGAAAAGAUUAGCAGCACCAUCCCACUGGAUGUUGGACAAAUUGUCCGGUGCCUAUGCUCCAAGAUCAUCGGCUGGUCCACACAAGUUGAGAGAAUCAUUGCCCUUGAUUGUCUUUUUAAGAAACAGAUUGAAGUAUGCCUUGAACGGUAGAGAGGUCAAGGCCAUCAUGAUGCAGCAGCACGUUCAAGUUGACGGUAAAGUCAGAACCGACGCUACUUUCCCCGCUGGAUUCAUGGAUGUCAUCACUUUGGAAGCUACCAAUGAGCAAUUUAGAUUGAUCUACGAUGUCAAAGGUAGAUUCACCGUGCACAGAAUCUCGGCCGAGGAAGCUGCUUACAAGUUGGGCAAAGUGAAGAAAGUCCAGUUGGGCAAAAAGGGAAUCCCAUACAUUGUCACCCACGACGGUAGAACCAUCAGAUACCCAGACCCAUUGAUCAAGGUCAACGACUCAGUCAAGAUUGACUUGGCCACUGGCAAAGUCACCGACUUCCUCAAGUUUGACCACGGUAGAUUGGUUAUGGUUACCGGUGGUAGAAACAUGGGUAGAAUUGGUGUCAUCACCCACAGAGAAAAGCACGAAGGUGGCUUUGAUCUUGUUCACAUCAAGGACGCGUUGGAAAACACUUUCGUCACUAGAUUGGGUAACGUUUUCGUUAUUGGUGAAGAAGCUGGUAAGCCAUGGGUCUCUUUGCCAAAAGGUAAAGGUAUUAAGUUGUCUAUUACUGAGGAAAGAGACAGAAGAAGAGCCCAACAAGGUCUUUAA